Molecule: messenger RNA, 963 nt
Organism: Vicia villosa (hairy vetch)
Lineage: Eukaryota; Viridiplantae; Streptophyta; Magnoliopsida; Fabales; Fabaceae
Exons: 2
Coding region: 1-963 (320 amino acids)
Source: RefSeq, a predicted model, not a curated record
AUGGAGGUCUUAGUGAGCUUUAGAGGUGAAGGUUUUUUGGGGAUUAAGGUGAGGUGGAAAGAUAAUUAUUACUAUGUGGUGAAUAUUUAUUCGUCUUGCGAUAUAGCGAAGAAGAAGAAGAUUAUAUGGGCCGAGUUGCUUGAUUUGAAGAAGAAAUAUAAUGAUGGGGAGUGGAUUAUGGGAGGAGAUUUCAACGCGAUAAAGAAUAGUAGGGAGAGAAAAGGUAGGGCGGUUAGGGCCAUUAGCAAAGAAGAUGAGUUGUUUGCGGAAUUCAUCCUUUUGAGCGACUUGAUGGAUGUUCCGUGUAAGGGUAAAAAGUUUUUGUGGUUUAGCGGUGAUGGUAGAUCGAAGAGUUGGAUUGAUCGAUUCCUUUUAUCUAGCACGGUGGUGAAUAGGUGGGAUGUUGUCGGUCAAAUGAUUGGUGAUAGGGAUAUUUUGGAUCAUUGCCCAGAGUGGAAACACUUGGUGGUCCAUGGUAGAGGCGAUUUUAUCUUGAAGGAGAAGCUUAGACUUCUUAAAGACAAAAUCAAGAUUUGGAAUAAGGAUGUUUUCGGGAAGAGUGACCUAGAGAUUGAAGAAGGAGUUCGUAGCAUUAACACCGUGGAUGAAAGGUUAUAUUUCAAUCCUUUAUCUCCUUCCUCCUUUGAUGAUGGCCAUGUUCUUAGAAAGGAGGCGACGGGUAGAUUUUGGAGGAAUUUAAGGAUUAAAGAGAAUAUGCUUUUGCAAAGAUCUAGACUUAUGUGGCUUAAGGAGGGUGAUUCGAAUAGUGGCUUUUUUCAUAAAGUGAUGAAACAAAGAAGAAGACAAAAUCAUAUAGGUCCUAUUAAUUCUUCGAGAGGUUUGGUGGAAUCGGUGGAAGAGAUUAGGGAGGAGGUGUUUUCUCAUUUUGAGAAUAAGUUUUCCGAAUCGGAGCCGUUCCGACCUACUUUGGACGGUGUCCCCUUUAAGUCCAUUAGUAGGUAA